Cryptotermes secundus is the source of this 4362-nucleotide messenger RNA. RefSeq names its product phosphoglucomutase-2 (gene Pgm2a). The transcript has 11 exons. NCBI's taxonomy places the organism in Eukaryota, Metazoa, Arthropoda, Insecta, Blattodea, Kalotermitidae. The record is from RefSeq and is a predicted model, not a curated record. Bases 317 to 2155 code for a protein of 612 amino acids. Gene Ontology annotation, molecular function: phosphopentomutase activity; magnesium ion binding. Gene Ontology annotation, biological process: purine ribonucleoside salvage; carbohydrate metabolic process.
GGUAACGCGUGCGGUAGAGUGUAAUUCACCAGUAUACGGCUACAAACAUAACAAAUUAAAUACUGGAUAAAAGAAGAAAUAGUUUACAAUUAUUACAUUAUCAAAGCAUUGCGUCGCGUAAUAUAGCUUACAUAAAAAUGUUGGUACGCUUUGGUGUACUUCAGAGGUUCAGAGGUGCCGGUUUUAACUGACCUAUUUAAACUGCCCUCUUCCUCUCUUUUCAAGUUUUCCAAGUUAAAUUUUUUUUUAUAUCCAGUGGUUCACGUUAACUUAUAUAUUCUGAUCUGUUGUCGAGAAACGGAGUUAACAGGGCAACAUGCAGGGUGCAAUGAAUGUUGAGUUUCCACUGGUUGGUGAUGCAGAGAUUGAUAAAAAAGUUAACGAAUGGCAGCAGUGGGAUAAGAAUGAGAAGACAAGAGGAGACAUAUAUUCCCUUUGCUUGUCCAAGGACAUGGAUAAGCUGAGAAAACUGUUACUGUCUCGACUAAAGUUUGGAACAGCAGGGUUGCGUGGUCAGAUGGGACCUGGCUACUCCCAAAUGAAUGACCUUGUCAUCAUUCAGACAGCACAGGGAUUGGUGGUUUACCUUGAAGAAACUCUCAGGGAUGUGACCCACAGUAACGGUGUUGUAAUUGGCUAUGAUGGCAGACACAACAGUAGGAGGUGGGCUGAGUUGACUGCGGCUAUUCUAUUGAACCAUAACAUUCCUGUGUACUUGUUCUCGAAACUGUGCCCAACACCAUUUGUACCGUUCACUGUCCUGCAUUACAAGUGUGCAGCUGGUGUCAUGGUGACGGCAUCACACAAUCCAAAGGAAGAUAAUGGCUACAAAGUUUACUGGCAGAACGGUGCUCAGAUAAUUCCACCACAUGACAAAGGCAUCCAGGAAACAAUUUUGAAGAACUUGCAUCCAUGGGACAAGUCAUGGGACACAUCCAUUCUGAGCACCAGUGAGCGUCUAAUAGAUCCUCUUCAUGAGGCUAUGGACUGCUACAUGAGAGCCCUCGCACGGGAUAUGCUUGAACCAGAGCUGAAUUUGAGCAGCAAAAUUGAGAUUACAUAUUCUGCAAUGCAUGGUGUAGGUUACCCAUACAUGGUACAGGCAUUCAAGGCUGCAAAUUUUAAGCCAUUUGUGGCCGUAGAAGAACAGAAAGAACCAGAUGCAGAUUUUCCAACUGUAAGAUUUCCAAAUCCUGAAGAAAAGAGUGCUCUUGAUCUGUCCAUAGAGACAGCCAAUAUGAACAACUCAACGGUCAUCUUAGCAAAUGACCCUGAUGCCGACCGGCUUGCAGUGGCUGAGAAGCAGUCAGAGGGGGAUAAUGAGUGGUAUGUAUUUUCUGGAAAUGAGCUGGGAGCUCUUCUGGGCUGGUGGUCCUGGUAUAGCCAUCGUAGGCGCAAUCCUGAUGAGAAUCCCUCUCAACUUUAUAUGAUGGCUAGUACAGUCUCCUCCAAGAUUCUCAAGACCAUAGCAGCUGCUGAAGGCUUCAAUUUCAUUGAGACCCUGACAGGCUUCAAAUGGAUGGGCAAUAUGGCUGCAGAGCUGCAGGGGCAAGGCAAGACAGUUCUGUUCGCAUUCGAAGAAGCAAUAGGUUUCAUGUGUGGAACUGAGGUCCUAGACAAAGAUGGGGUUUCUGCCGCCAUUCGAGUAGCAGAAAUGGCAGCAUUUCUCAGCAACAAAGGAAUGACAUUAAAGGGCAAACUACAUGAAUUAUUCUCAAUGUAUGGGUACCACAUCAGUGAUAAUUCAUAUUUCUUGUGCUAUGAGCAGCCUGUCAUUGAGCGUUUGUUUGGAAGAUUACGUACAUUUUCAGGUUCACCAAACACGUAUCCCCAAUUGCUGCUGGGUGGAAAAUACAAAGUGACAUCUGUACGUGAUCUAACAAGUGGCUAUGAUUCUUCACAGCCUGACAGAAAGGCAGUUCUGCCUGUUUCUCGAUCCAGUCAGAUGAUCACUUUCACAUUUGACAAUGGAUUAGUGGCAACUCUGCGUACUAGUGGUACAGAACCGAAAAUAAAGUACUACACUGAACUUUGUGCACCACUUACAGAAAAAAACCUGAAAGUGAUACAAGAUACACUCAAUGAAAUGGUGACAGAAAUCAUCAGUGAAUUCCUUCAGCCUGAUAUAAAUGGACUUAUAUCAAGGAGCAGCUAGUCAUAUUAUGUCAUAUUGACUGAAAAUGUCAUUUUCUGUUCUCUAAAUGUGCAGUGGAACCUGCUUAAUAUGUUUUAGUGCCCAAGAUUCACACUUUUAGUCACAAAGAUUUCCCAGUAGGGCUAAUGUAUUUUCAAUGCACUUAGUGUGUUGCCCACAUAAGAAGCAUCAGCCUAAUGUUAUGAAAUAACAUUUUAUAAAUUUAGUGUCUAUUUCUGUGUAGUUACUUUUUCCCAAGCAGACUCAUUCAUUACAAAAUUUACCCACUUCACACAUCUUAAACUGACUGGAGCUUGAGGGUCAGUCACAUGUGACAGCUUGUCUCUCACACUUUGCUGGUGUAGAAAAGGAGCUAAACCUAUGCAGUCAGACAUUUUCUGUAUUUCUGAUGAACAUUUUAUAAAUCUGAAGAGCUCUGUCUUAUGGGAUAUAAUGCUGUGUAGUCCACUGAUAUUCAAUCACCAUUUUGUAAGAACAUACCACCUCCCUCUUCAGGGGGUGAAGAGUUAGCUAAGUAAGAAUCCAGCAUGUGGCAGGCAGCAAGUCAGUUGACUUUCAGCGGACUACUGUUGAUCCCAAAUUUAAGAUAUUUCUGGAUUAUUAUUUUUAACUUAAUAACAAUUUUCACCAAGUUAAAGAGAAGUACUAUCAAGAAGAAUAAACAUCACUGUGUGCGCACACACACAUCUGUAGUGUCAUUGCCCAUACAAAGGUAAUAAGCACACUUAUUUAUGUGGUAAUAUUCCACCAACAGGAAGAAAAAACUUGAAUCUAUUUCAUGGUUCUGCCAAACCGCAAAUAUUCAGUGCCACAGUUUUCUGUCAAAAUAUGGUUGUACUUGCGCAUUUUCAUUCACAUUUACCAACUACAGCUGUUUUAUUAUUCCAUUUGGCAACACAGUUUCUAAACUGUGGCCAUUUGCACUGCCCCUUGUUUUAGACUUUGUGGUAGGUAACAUCCAUCAUUUACACCUUCUUCUUCAUCGAGUAUAUGCUCAAUAGUUUUUUUAUUUUGCUUGAUAUUACAAUGAAAACAGGCAUUUUGAGCAUGGAUAUUAUAUACAUACGAGAUUUGAGGCCUUCAGGGCGGUUAUGAUACAUACGGUUGUCUUCUGGGUUGAUACUGUAGCCUAGGAGGGUGGGUACAAGAUUACAUGAUGUCAUAACCCAGAAGACAACAAUAUGAAGGAUAUUGCAGCAGUCAGUCAUUGUUUUAUUAUUACAUACAAACUAUUGUAAUGAACAGUGAAUAUGAAUAUUAUUUUGAGCUUUCAUUUUAAAGAAUCAUUUUAUACACCAGUUUACUCCGAAAAGGGUUUGUAUAGGCAUAUGUGUCAUUGUAUGUUAAUUAAAGUAUUCACAUUCCUAAUACUGCAUUUGUUAAUUUGAAGGCUGAAUUAAAUCAUGUAAGUUAAAGAUCUUCAAAUUUUGUAAUAUUUUAAAUAUUUGAUAUACAAGAUGAAUCAUGUUUUUGUUAUGAGAUCAUCAAAAUGUGCAAAAACAAAUAAAAUGGAACUUCAGUUAUGGCAGAUCAUUACCAAAAGAUAAGAGUUUAGAACAGAGAUUUUCGGUUUCAGCCAGUGAGUCACUUGUUACUGUAUCUGAAACAAUUUAAAUAUUUUAUCUGGCCUACGGAAGUACCAAAUACACUAUGUAUUGACAAACACUAUAAUUUAUAAGAAAUCUUGUAAAAAAUCCAAAGUGAACAUAUUAUGUGAUGUAUUUCUUCACACUGAAGUAUAAGACAUUAGUUUGGUGAAGCCUGCCAUCUGUCUUUUGUGGUGUUGGAGUACUUUCCCAUGAUUCUUAUCUUAUUCUCAGUGGGCAGAAGGCUGUCUCAAUUGUGCUACAACUACAACAGCACUAAGAUCUGACAUCAAACACAAUGUAGAAACUACUGCCUCAUUUCAAGUGGCAGUUAUUAUAAAGUUCCACACUUAUUUAGCACAUCAAGAUUACAUAUUUAGAAAUGAUAGUAUCCACAUCUCUAGUAGCAUGUAGCAGGUUAUCUUUCAAAUUCUAGUUUUUCCUCAAUGGAGCAGCCUUUUGUUUUGGAAUUAGUUUCCAGGUACAUUGUAAAUUAUAUGUCUGUAGUUCAGUAUUCACAAUGCACAUUUAGAUUACAUACAGUGUAAUAUAUAUGAGAAACUAAAUUAAACAGAACUGGUUAUGGCUCUUAUCUUAAUAAAUCUGAAAAACAAUGAUGAA